This is a messenger RNA of Sorex araneus (European shrew), 11163 nucleotides long. RefSeq names its product ENAH actin regulator (gene ENAH). Lineage: Eukaryota; Metazoa; Chordata; Mammalia; Eulipotyphla; Soricidae. Gene Ontology annotation, biological process: actin polymerization or depolymerization; axon guidance; actin polymerization-dependent cell motility. The transcript has 14 exons. Gene Ontology annotation, molecular function: SH3 domain binding; profilin binding. The record is from RefSeq and is a predicted model, not a curated record. The coding region runs from base 515 to 2878 and encodes 787 amino acids.
CCAGACCUGCCUCGGACCCCCCGCUUUCCCGCUCCCCGGCCCGACCGGGUCGGGCUCCCGGCUUCCACACGCCAGCCGCCGCGUCUCGGGUCUCUUCUCCCCCUCCCCCUUUUGUCCCUUCCGAUCUCUCUUUCUUUCUUGGAACCCCUCUUCUCGGGGCAGGGGAGGGUCUCCUUUCUCGACGCCCCUCUCCAUUUUUCUCCUCCGAAUGCUCUUCUCUCGCCCAGGAUUCCCCUUUUCCGAAAUUUCCCGUGUCCCCGGCCCCCUCCCCCCCACCCCCCAGCCUUUGCAAAGCCUGGGAGCCGGGGAGGGAGGGGUUCGAGAAUCGAAGCGUGCAUGUUGCUGGGAAACAGGUAUUUUUCCGUCCUGAGGGAAGACGUCGGGGACUCGGAUUACAGAACUCUCGGGUUUAAUUAAAAAAAGGAGAAAAAGUUGGAAAGAUGGGGAAUCUCUGCGGGUAGUAAAGUGCUCUGGUGGUGGUCGGUGAAGGAGCCGAGGAAGGUGAAAUUCCACGAUGGCGGGGGAAGGGAAGGAAUUGACAAGUGAACAGAGUAUCUGUCAGGCAAGGGCUGCUGUGAUGGUUUACGAUGAUGCCAAUAAGAAGUGGGUACCAGCUGGUGGCUCAACUGGCUUCAGCAGAGUUCACAUAUAUCACCAUACAGGCAACAAUACCUUCAGAGUGGUGGGCAGGAAGAUUCAGGACCAUCAGGUGGUGAUAAAUUGUGCCAUUCCGAAAGGGUUGAAAUACAAUCAAGCUACACAGACCUUCCACCAAUGGCGAGAUGCUAGACAGGUGUAUGGUCUCAACUUUGGCAGCAAAGAGGAUGCCAAUGUCUUCGCAAGUGCCAUGAUGCAUGCCUUAGAAGUGUUGAAUUCACAGGAAACAGGGCCAACAUUGCCUAGGCAAAAUUCACAACUACCUUCCCAAGUUCAAAAUGGCCCAUCACAAGAAGAAUUGGAAAUUCAAAGAAGGCAACUGCAAGAACAACAACGGCAAAAGGAGAUGGAGCGGGAGAGGCUGGAGAGAGAAAGAAUGGAAAGGGAGAGGUUGGAGAGAGAGAGGUUAGAAAGAGAGAGGCUCGAGAGGGAGCGGCUAGAACAAGAGCAGCUGGAGAGAGAGAGGCAAGAAAGGGACCGUCUGGAUCGCCAGGACCGCCUGGAGAGGGAGAGGCAAGAACGGGAGAGACUGGAGAGACUUGACCGGGAAAGGCAAGAGAGAGAGCGGCAGGAGCAGUUAGAAAGGGAACAGCUGGAAUGGGAGCGAGAACGGAGAAUAUCAAGUGCCGCUUCAUCUUCAGACAGCUCCCUGUAUAAUGCUCCACUUCCUGAGUAUGCCAGUUGCCAGCCUCCUUCAGCACCUCCUCCAUCAUAUGCUAAAGUCAUCUCAGCUCCAGUGUCAGAGGCCACUCCUGAUUAUGCUGUAGUGACCGCUUUGCCACCUACUUCCACACCCCCUACACCACCACUGCGACACUCUGCGACACGUUUUGCAACAUCUUUAGGUUCAGCCUUCCACCCUGUUCUUCCCCAUUAUGCUACAGCUCCUCGUCCUCUGAACAAAAACUCUCGACCUUCUUCUCCUGUGAACACACCCUCUUCUCAGCCUCCAGCUACGAAGCCCUGUGCCUGGUCUACUUCCAAUUUUUCGCCCCUCCCUCCAUCUCCUCCAGUAAUGAUUAGCAGCCCCCCAGGCAAAGCUACUGGUCCAAGGCCUGUCCUCCCUGUUUGUGUUUCUUCUCCUGUGCCCCAAAUGCCUCCAUCACCAACAGCGUCCAAUGGGCUGCUUGACUCUGUAAUAUAUCCAGUGUCUCCACCGCCUACCUCAGGGCCCACAGCGCCGCCGCCGCCGCCGCCACUGCCUCCCCUCGCACCACUCUCACACUGUGGAUCUCAAGCUUCUCCUCCAAGCACCCCUAUUGCCUCAACUCCCUCAUCCAAGCCUAGUGUUCUCCCUUCUCCCUCUGCAGCUGCCCCUGCCUCUGUGGAGACUCCUCUAAACUCUGUGCUGGGAGACUCCUCUGCUUCUGAGCCAGGCUUGCAGGCAGCCUCUCAGCCGGCCGAGACUCCAGCCCAACAGGGCAUUGCCUUGGGACCACCUGCACCUCCACCACCCCCUCCUCUCCCACCAGGUCCUUCCCAGGCUCCAGCAGCACUCCCUCUUGCCCCUGGACCUCCUCCACCACCUCCACUUCCAUCUGCAGGCCCUCCCCCACCCCCUCCCCCACCCCCUCUUCCCAGCCAAGUACCCCCCCCUCCUCCACCACCACCUGCUCCUCCCCUCCCUGCAUCUGGAUUGUUUGUGGGAUCCAUGUCAGAAGACAAUCGCCCUUUAACUGGACUUGCAGCUGCAAUUGCUGGAGCAAAACUUAGGAAAGUGUCACGGAUGGAGGAUGCCUCUUUCCCAAGCGGAGGAAAUUCCACUGGUGUGAAUUCAGCCUCUUCUAAAACAGAUAGCGGUCGUGGCAAUGGACCCCUUCCUCUAGGGGGUAGUGGUUUAAUGGAAGAAAUGAGUGCUUUGCUGGCUAGGAGGAGAAGAAUUGCUGAAAAGGGAUCAACAACAGAAACAGAACCAAAAGAGGACAAAAAUGAAGAUUCAGAGCCUGUUACUUCUAAGACGUCUUCAACAAGUACACCUGAACCAACAAGAAAACCCUGGGAAAGAACAAAUACAAUGAAUGGCAGCAAGUCACCUAUUAUCUCCAGACCAAAAUCUGCACCAUCCUCACAGCCCAGUGCCAACGGAGUCCAGACAGAGGGGCUAGACUACGACAGGUUGAAGCAGGAUAUUUUAGAGGAAAUGAGAAAAGAAUUAACAAAGCUAAAAGAAGAGCUCAUUGAUGCAAUCAGGCAGGAACUGAGCAAGUCAAAUACUGCAUAAAGAAAAAAACUAAGAGAGAUAGGACUUUAAUCUAGAGAAAAAAGCAACCUACAAACAACUGUUAACAACAAAAAAUUCCUACAUUUUGUGAGCUGUAAGAAGAAAAUGAAGACAAACAGUCGGAAAGAGGGAAAAAAACAACAUAUUUUGAACGCCUUCAGACAUUAUUAUAUUACUCUGACAAUUAAGCUAUUUCCCUCCCGUUUGCUGCUUUUUUCUGACCUUUCCAACAGGAUGGAAAAGAGUCUUAUAAGAGUAUCUAUAACUGUUAUGCAGAACAUACUAAACCCGUCAGGCGAGAUCAUCAAGCAUUGAAAUAUUUUCAUGUCAAGAUAAAAUUGCACAUUUUUCACAAUUCCAUUGCUCAAAUAAAGAGGAGAAAGGCUUAAGAAGUUUUUUCAGAGUGCUGAUGAAAGAACUUAGCAAGCUAUGCUAUUGUAUUGUAACUGUUUCUCUCAGGUUUGUCUUCCUAUCAUAUUUGAUAUUCCAUGAGUAAUUGGGAUCAGCCCUGUGUAGGUUAAGAUCAUAAAAUGUGGAACAGAUGGAAUUGUAUGUGCUUUCAAAGGGUGAUAUUUAUAAGAAAGUGCCCUAAAUAUGAUUUUGUCCGGCUUGAGGAAUUUUAGAAUGAUAGGAAGUCUCUUGAAUUAGCCUUCAUGCAAUUUUGUAGAUUAAAACAUAAAAUUCAUCCAGAAUAUGAAGAUCUAGAUGCCUUCCUAAAUUGUUACAAUGCUUUACCAAAUCUAUGACUCCUACAUAACACAAACCAGUGGUCAAAUGUAAAACAAUAUAUUGUAGAUUUACUGUAGGUUUUCAACCUUUUUUUAGAUUUAUGCAUGUGGACAUUUUUAUAAUGUAAUUACAACCACCACAAAAUUAGCUUUUUUAAUUGCAGGCAGUAAUGCAUGUCACACUAAUAUGUAGUGUCCUUUUCAAGGCCUAGUCCCAGGGAAAAGAUUUUGUAGACUAUAGGGGAGUGGGAGGAAGGGAAGGAAUAAUUUUUUUAUUUAAAGUUAAUUUCUGCAUUAUCUUUUUUCCCCUCAGUUACCUGCAUGAAUAACAAUUAGAAAUAUUUUGUGACUUUAAUUGGUAAAUGUUAACAAAAUCAAGUACUUAAUCUUUUACCAUGUCUUCAGCUCUUUGUAUCUUAACUUGAGUCAUUUCAAUGACCUGAAACAUGAUUCUGAGCUUCACAUGACUUGUAUCUUACUCUGGAACUCAAAAGUCAUCCCUGAAUUUGGCAGUUGUCACUCCCUAGGCCCUGAUGUUACAUAGGUGUUCACUCACACGUUCCUCACAACAAUGCUGCUUUUGACAUUUGUUAUGCUGAAAUAGAAGAAGUAACAAUGAUGGCAGCCAUUAAGGUCACAGAAUAUCAGAAAUAGAAAACAAUGAGCUCUACAUAAUUUCCUUUUAAUAUAUAAAGAGACACUUAGGUGUUGGGAAGAAGGAAUUACUCAACUUACCACUGCUUGUGAGUUGUGUGUGAGUAAGUACACACAUGCAUGUGUGCGUUAAGUAUGUAUGCAUGUGUGAAUGGAUGUAAUCUACUUGCUUUUUGGAGGAAACUCCUAAGAUUAAAAUUGGGGAGAAAUCCUACAAUGGUAGUUUUUUUUUUAAUUUAGGAAAUCAAAACUUUUCCAGUCUCCAUCUUGAUUUUAUGCUUAAGUUUUUAUGUGCCAUAUUUGCUUUGAAAUCUUUGAUUUUAGAAGUUUCACUAAAAUCUUGAAGAAAUGAUCCAUUUUCAUCUGCUUUCUAGAUUUCUUACUCCUCAGUUCAUAGGACAGAGCUUGUUGAUAGCAUAGUUUUCUAACUGCUACAGAUUCACAGCCAUUACCAUUUCAAAGAAGUUUGAAUGAGGGAAUUUUUUUUCCUUGUUAAAAUAGUUGCUAUUUCUCUAGAAAAUUCAUUUUUAGAUUAACCUGUGAAAAAUGAGCUAUCAUAAUUCAGUUCUACAGGUUUUUUUUAUCAACUAUUCAUUGUCAUGCAAUAGUAGCAAAGGCAUUAAAGAUGCAGCAAGCUUUUAAAGAACUAUUUUUUAAAAGAAAUUGGAGGCAUUUUCAUCUUUAUUAUUGUACUUUGGUUAUGCAAACACUUUGAUAUAAAUGUUUAUGUCCUCUAUAAAAUCUGGUCAGAAAUCACUUUUGAUUUUGUUGGUCAAGUUAAGUAGUCUCUAGUGGGAUAGAGUACUGACAAGUGGUCCAAAGUAAGGUAAAAGGCGACAGUAAAAUGCUAAAGAAACUGGUUUAUGCACUAAACGUUUUGUGCCUUGGUCUAAUAUUAACUUGAUGUCUGUAAAAUGACAAAAAAAGAACCAGUGUUGAAUCACCUUCUAGUUUCCAUCAUUUGCAUUACCCCAGAUUGUUCACUGUUCUUUCCAAGAAGUUUGAAUUAAUAUACACGUUUACUGUCAUCCAUGACAAUUUUGUCAUUGUUAGAGAUUUCAGUAAUUAAAAUGGGAAACAGAAGCUUAAGUUUUUUUCCUUAUCAAAACUAUGUUCCUUGGAACCACAUGAUUAUGAUGGUUUUGUGCUCUUGUACACGGGAUGUCUUAAGCUGAGUACAGUUUAGGGGAUCCUUUCUAUUAUAGGAAGGUACUUCUUUCCUCAACACUGUGAUCUGACCUGUGACAAAUCUGUACUAUACACUAUGUAAAUGGCUAACAAGUCUAUUGCAAACCAAUUGAAUGUACAAAUCUUAGUGCUGGUGCUGAAAUCUCUUCAGAAUAGUCAUCAUGAUUUCAAAGUUUGUUUUGAAAUUUGCAAGCAUCAAGUGUCAAUCAAAACUGAAGAUGAAACACUAAUGAAUGUUGAAUUCUCAUGCUUUAGGUGUACUUCCUUUUUAGACUUUUUCAGUUCUAUAUUUUUACCGUACUGUUUCAUUUAAAUUUCCUACACGCUAACUUCAUUUGUGUGAUUGAAAAUAAAAUUGCAGUAUAUACAUGUUGCUUGUUUGUGACACUUAAGAUAAUCUCAAAUAAUCUGUUGGUUCUAAAAUUAGUUAUAUGGAAUAUGGAAAAGACUUUAUGAAGGUCCUUGACUUCACUAAAGUUUACAUGUCAUAUCACUAUUCUUUAAGUUUUAUAUUUAAAAAAAAAGUCCUAAACACUAAGUCAUGUGUAUAAAGGGAAUAUGCAGUAGUGUUUCUGUUACUCCUUUGAGGUAACUGUUGGUUGUUCCUAGCCAUACUUUCUUUUGGCCCAGUUUGAUAUGUGUCUUACAGUCAGGAGAAUGAAAAACAUGAUUUUGUUUCAUUUUUUUCCCCAUGAUAUAGUCAGUUAAACUUACCUGUGCUGUUGAAAUGUUCCUUUAUAUAGCUUACAGAAUUAACGGAUAAUUGUAUGAUAAAAGACCUUAUCAAGUACUGAAUUUUAAGUACAAUAACAAUGUGUAUCUGUAGUGUUAUUUAUAUACAUUAUGCUGAUUUCUUAAAGUAUAGCAGUAGUUUUUAUGUCUCAUAAAGUAUUAGGGUUUCAUUUUAAAAAUCAAAGGUCUCCAUUAGAAAUGAAGAUAGUCAUUCUUGACCUUUUUCUUUUACCAAACACAGUUUACCCUCCCAUUAUCACUUUCACUUCUCAUGAACUGUGUGUUCCUCUCAUUCAUUGACAUUUGCAACCAUAACAGAGGCCAGAGUUACUAAUUCUCAACUUAUUUUUCUUCUCUGUCUCAGGUUCUUCUGUCCCUUAAUAUGUAAAAUCAAAAUCUUUGUCUACAAAAAGUCAUUUUUCCAUUCAAAACUAAGUAACAUAUCACCAUUUAAGUUUAUCUAACUACACCUUUCUUGUUUAUGGAGUUUGUACUUUAGUGCCAUUACAAAGAAUUGGCCUUGAGAUUCUCAGUGUUAUUCUGUGAAGCACAGUUUUAAACCAAGAUAUGCUGCAGGAUCUCUGUUAAUUCCCUUUUGUGUCAUCAUGGCUUUAUAACUUCAUUCCUCUCUGAAUCCUAUUCAUUUUAUAGGUUAUAAAGUGACAUCAUAUAAAACAGCAUUCUUGAACCACUGAUGUAAGGACCACUAUUGGUCCUUAGGUGUGUAAAGGUUGAAAUCACUGACCUCCUUCCUUGGUUCUAACUACUGGUCUCUGGAACAGUUUAUAGGACAGUGUAGGGGCUGGAGAGAUAGCACAGCGGGUAGGGCGUUUGCCUUGCACACCCAGGUUCGAUUCCCAACAUCCCAUAUGGUUCCCCGAGCACCACCAGGAGUAAUUCCUGAGUGCAGAGCCAGGAGUAACCUCUGUGCAUUGCCAGGUGUGACCCAAAAAGAAAAAAAAAUAUUUUUUCUUAAAUAUAGGACAAUGUAAACAGGUAUAAAAAGGUUGAAGAGCGCUGAUAUAAAUCAUACUGUGUGAAGGAACUCUUCAGGAACUCUUAAUUCCUUUAUGCAGUUAUUACAAUAUUCACUUUGUUCAAGUCAUUUGCUCUAACAUUCAUUUCAAAACUUAAAACCUGUUCCUGGUAGUAUCAUUUUUGUAUUUGGUAGAAAAAUGGCUUGGUGUCUGUAUAUUUCCUCAAAGUUAAAAGGAACGAGAAAGGGAUCCCAAGAAUAAGUUUAUUGAAGUCACUGAUGCUUAAUACCUCUGACUUUUCACUGAAAAGCCAUUCAAUACUUAUUUAUACAUAGAUGUUUUUGAAGUUAAAACUUGAAGUACAUAUAAGGAGUCUUUGUGAGUCUGAGUGAACAAAUUGUUCUAAGUACCAUUGGCUACAUAAGAACAUUUACAUUUAAGGGUAGUUUUUCUCUUGAUUAUAAGCACAAUUGACUAAGCAGCUGAAGUUGAUAACCCCUCAUGAAGGGACAUUUUUGUGAGCCAAAUACUGUUGGAUAUCUGUAAUGUAGCACUUGUCUGUUCCCAACAUCCAAACAUGUUGUUACUUGAUGUUGUCUGUGUUUGAUUUUUGAGAAUCAAGAUUUUUAUAUCUAUUAAUAACUUGAAAAGUAAAAUCUUCAUAAUCGAAGACUCAAAAUUGGUAAGAACAAAAAGCAGAUUAUAAGUACAGUGAAUUGGGGCUGUAGCAAUAGCACAGUGGGUAGGGCGUUUUUCUAGCACGCGGCCGACCCGGGUUUGAUUUUCAGCAUCCCAUAUGGUCCCCUGAGCACCGUCAGUAGUAAUUCCUGAGUGCAGAGCCAAGAGUAAUCCCUGAGCAUCUCCAGGUGUGACCCAAAAAGCAAAAAAAAAAAAGUACAGUGAAUUUAGGAUUUUUAGGGAUCUUAAGCAUCAAUAUAAAUGAAGCUCUAGCUAAAUCAUUUGAAUAACAACGGUGAAUUCAUGUAAGAGGCAAAUUGAGUCUUUUUGUUAAGCAAAACAGUUGGAAACUGCUCAAGUAUGGACCAUUAAACUUCUUUUUUUCUACUUUCUCUUUAUACAGUAACAAUCAUAAGUAAAUAAAUGAUUUGGUCUCAGUGACAUGGGAUGUUAAAAGAAUUGCUGCCACAUUCAUUGGUUCCUUCUAUUAAGUAUGAAGAAAUCAAAAUAUGUGAAUAUAAAAAUUUUUAGAGUGACCCUUUCAAUUUUUUGUUGUUAUUUGAGCAAAACAUGUUUGGAAACUGACAGUACUACACUGGAAGUAGUUCUUUCUUGAAAUUUCUUUAUCGUGGGGCUGGAGCAGUAGCACAUCGGUAGGGCAUUUGCCUUGCACGCGGCCGACCUGGGUUCGAUUCCUCUGCCCCUCUCGGAGACCCCGGCAAGCUACCCCAGCAUCCCAUAUGGUCCCCUGAGCACCGCCAGGAGUAAUUCCUGAGUGCAGAGCCAGGAGUAACCCCUGUGCAUCGCCAGGUGUGAUCCAAAAGCAAAAAAAAAAAAAAUUUUCUUUAUCGUUAUUAUAGAUUAUAAUAGCUAUAUUAUGCAAUAAGUGACAACACCUCUAAAUUGCAUCAUAAAUCUUGAGGUAAACCUCAGAUCAUUGGUGACUAAUGUAAAGUGAAACUUCACUUAAAUGUUUGAGCCGAAAGAUCAGUCAGUGAGCUAUAGCUCAUUUGUAGAAAGCUUAUUUAUUUUCAGAGAAACUGAGCUUCAGAGCCUCAAAUUCUUAAGUGGAGGGAGAUAUUGGGGUACCUUUUUAAAACUUGGAGAAAUUUUAGAAUGCUGAGAAAAAUAGAAAAAGUGUGCCUUUGAAUGGUACAUACGUUAAAUUCUGAAAGAAUAAGCUUCCUUUUACUAGAAAGGGUCACAUCUUUCAUGAGACAAGUAAGUGUAUAUUCCUUAAAAAAAAAUCUGCAUCAAUGAAAACCUCAUAGUUUGUCAUGUUAAAAUUUUUCUUUUUGGUUUGAGAAGUUUCUUUAGUUGUAGAUACUAGAAUUUUAAAGUAUAUAAAAUCACCAGGAUGGGCAGUUAAUAAUGUUACAUGGGUUUGUUUGGCUUUUAACAAAUGGUGCUUACAAGAAGUCUUAGAAUAUGUUUUUAAAAAACAACGAAAACUUUUUUUAGUUGGUCUUACAGAAAUGGUACUUGGAACCAAGGAAAUUGACAACGAUAAGUGUUUACAUUCAGAAAUACGGAUUCUUCUUCACAUUCAAUAUUUUCCAUUUACAUCACUAGAAACAAUAUAAUCCUGUCAGGAGCCAGAGUAAUAGUACAGCAUGUAGGGCACUUACCUUCCACACAGCUGACCUGGGUUUGAUCCCUGUCACCACAUAUGGUCCCUAGCCCUGCCAUGAAUGGUCUCUGAACACAGAGCCAGGACUAAGCCCUGAGCACCACUGGGUGUAGCACAUAAAAUACUAUUGUAACUCUACGAAAGAAAUAUGGCACUGAAGGCUUUUUGUAGAUGUGAAUCUUAAAAUUUUGAAUGUUCAUGCCUUUAGUCACAUCCAUGGAACGUCAAGUUUCUUUUCUAAAGAUUAAAAGCAUUUUCCAAUGUUUUCUAAUUUGCUUCAUUUAAAUCUUAGUGAGAAUACCAAUUUAGGAUUUUUAUGGUCAUCACCGGGUUAAAUGUGUAAAUCCAGUGGUGCUGUGGCUGUAUGCAUUUUAAAUGUGGAGUUUUCAUAGUUUCUCAUAGCUUCAAGUCUAAGGUUCAACAAUUCUUGAUGAUGGACUGGCUGCAGUAUAAUUGCAAUCAAUCCCCAUUCAAGCUAAGCUGGUUUUGCAUCUCAGAAGGACCCCAGAAGCAUUGCUACUGGGCGCUGGCUUUGUCACUCAAACAUUCAGGGAGUACAAUAAUUUCCCCCUGAAGAAAGUACUGGGAGGGUUUAGACAUUCUGAAGAAAGCUGUGUUAGCGUCUUUUUCUUCUCUGCUUGUAUACCAAGUGGUGGGUGUUUCCGGCCUGAGUUGAGGAUUUGGAAGUGGCCUCCUGUCAGGUUGGAUUGCAGGCGGAGGGGAUCAUGCUGGGUCCUCACAUACAGGAGCCUUGUUCUGAAAGCUAACAUUAUUAAAGGAUGCCUCCUUGAAACUGCUCUGGCUUUGCUGCUGCUGUCCCCUUACUUUUGUGUGUGGAAUUGGAGACUGGUCUCUGAACUGGGUCUGGCAGGUUCCUGCCAGGGCCCAGACCCAAGGCCCUUCCGUCUCUUCCUGCUCGUCAUUCCAUAUAUACCCUAUAACAGCUGCUCCCUCCCUCCUUCUCUUUCCCCAGUCCUCUCCCCUUCUACCAUUCCCCCCCCCACACACACUUUCAUGUAAAAAGACCUGAGUUUUUCUAUCCAGUCUGGAGUGCAGCUUUUAAUUGUUUUUAAAGCUUAACUCUGGGGCUGGAGCGAUAGCACAGCGGGUAGGGCAUUUGCCUUGCACACGGCCAACCCUGGUUUGAUUCCCAGCAUCCCAUAUGGUCUCCUGAGCACAGCCAGGGGUAAUUCCUGAGUGCAGAGCCAGGAAUGACCCCUGAGCAUCGCUGGGUGUGACCAAAAAAAAAAAAAAAAAAAAAGCUUAACCCUUGGAAAAUGUCCAUCCUAAGUGAGAACAGUAAGAAAAAGUGCAAGUGAUGACUUUGCCAUCAGUGGCAUGUGGAUACUGGAUCUCAGCUGUCUGCUUGGCAGCUUCAGUUUCCCUGCUGGCUUUGUUCUUUCAACGCUUUUCUUGCCCUUCAGGAGCCCCGGAGACUCGUGACUGUGCUGUGAUGAGCAGUUCCUGGCCGUUCCACUCCCCUUUCUGGCCCAGAGGCUAUUUUGAGGUACAGACCCACUCUUCCACCCCGCCCGGGUGCAGGCUGGACUUCUCAUGUGCCCUGAACCUUCUGCUUUGGGUUGUUCCACCUUGGCCCCCCCCUUCCCAAGGAUCAAGGAAGGUUCCCCUCCCCACAUCCCCUCCAGCAUGCAUAGAAGGAUACAAAUGGUUGUUCCUUUCUAGUUCCCUUUUUUUUUU